CAGAAGUGCAUAUCGUUGCCACUGCUGCUACUUGAGUUUCUCCUUUUCCUGAAGUUUUUAGGUCAGAAGAACUGCAUACCAGGGACUCCCUCCAGCUCUUCCCAGACCCAGGCCUGUGUGGCUCUCUCUCAGGGUUCUACAAUAGUGAGGAGCAAGUCUGUGAGUGUUCGUGGUAUCUUUAUUCUCUUCACACUUAUUGAAAAGUGUGUAUGGGAGAGUGUGGUGUGUGUGUGUGUCAGAGGACAGAAGAGAAAGGCAGAAAGACUCAUCGAUUCUGCGGCCUCAACUUCAGCCUCCCUUAGCCAGCAGCUUCUGUAGCCAGGCUGGUCUCUCCUGGCGCAUAGCUCCGAGAUGAAGGACCGUUGGAAAAUCCUUAUGGCGGCUCCUCUGUUGCUUCUCCUGCCCCUUCACACCUCGGCCUCUCCAGCUUACGAUGACCAGCCUGCACGACACUCCGAUGGCCACACUUGUGUAGGGUGUGUGCUGGUGGUGUCUAUGAUUGAACAGCUUGCCCAGGUUCACAACUCCACGGUCCAGGCAUCAAUGGAGAGACUGUGCAGCUACCUGCCUGAAAAACUGUCCUUGAAGACCACCUGCUAUUUAGUGGUUCACUUGUUUGGACCAGACAUCAUAAAACUGCUUAGUGCGGAUAGGAAUGCUGAUGUGGUGUGUCACACCCUGGAGUUUUGUAAACAGGACCCUGGCCAACCAUUGUGUCACCUCUACCCCCUUCCCAAGGAGGCAUGGAAACUUACACUAGAGAAGGCAAGACAGAUUGUCGAGAAAUCUCCGACUUUGAAAUAUUCCAGAAGUGGUUCUGAUAUUUGUUCUCUCCCAUUUUUGGCCAAGAUCUGUCAGAAGAUUAAAUUAGCUAUAAAAAAUUCUAUGCCAUUCAAAGACGUAGAUUCAGACAAAUACAGUGUUUUCCCAACACUGCGGGGCUAUCACUGGCGAGGAAGAGAUUGUAAUGACAGCAACGGGAUGGUGUACCCGGGCAGAAGGCCGGACAACUGGGAUAUACAUCAGGAUUCAAACUGUAAUGGCAUUUGGGGUGUGGAUCCAAAAGAUGGAAUUCCAUAUGAGAAGAAAUUCUGUGAAGGUUCACAGCCCAGGGGAAUCAUUUUGCUGGGAGACUCAGCUGGGGCUCAUUUUCACAUCCCUCCCGAGUGGAUCACAGCUUCGCAGAUGUCUUUGAAAUCCUUCUUGAAUUUACCAACAGCUAUUACUGAUGAGCUCGACUGGCCCCAACUCUCUGGCGUUACUGGAUUUCUGAACUCCACUAAUGGAGUUAAAGAAAACUCGAUUUACCUUCGUUUACGGAAAAGAAACCACUGCAAUCACAGGGACUACCAGAAUAUUUCAAGAAAUGGUGCAUCUUCCCAAAACCUGGAGACAUUUAUAGAAAGUUUGUCUAGGAACCAACUGUUGGACCAUCCAGCCAUCGUCAUAUAUGCCAUGAUUGGAAAUGAUGUCUGCAACGGAAAGAAUGAUCCAGUUCCAGAAAUGACCACUCCCAAGAAAUUGUACUCCAAAGUCAUGCAGACUCUGCAGUAUCUAAAUUCUCACUUGCCAAAUGGCAGCCACGUUAUUUUAUACGGCUUACCAGAUGGAACCUUUCUCUGGGAUAAUUUGCACAGCAGAUAUCAUCCUCUCGGCCAGCUAAAUAAGGACGUGACCUAUGCGCAUUUCUACUCCUUCCUGAGCUGUGUCCAGGUCAGCCCCUGCCUUGGCUGGAUGUCUUCCAACAAGACGCUCCGGACUCUCACUACAGAGAGAGCAGAACAACUCUCCAAUACACUGAAAAAAAUUGCAACCAGCGAGAAAUUUACAAACUUCAAUCUUUUCUACAUGGAUUUUGACUUCCGAGAAACAAUUGUUGUACAGGAGAAAAGCCUCCUGUUGAUUGAUUGCCAGCUGAGAUGAUGCUAAUGAAAAGCUUUACAAUGCAUGCAAAGGAUGGAUGAUUUCUCAACCAGAGUGUGUCAUCUCUAUCUCGCCACCACCAACACCCCCCUCACCCCAGCCCAAGCAUCUGGGAUGAAGCAGAUGGCCAUCAUCAAUUGUCAAAUAUUAUAUUAGCUGACAAGUUUUGCAGUGCAGACUCUAGUACUUCAAUUCUGAGCAUCUUUUCAACAAGACUGAUCUCCCCUAACUAGAUUUCCUGCCUAGGUGAUACAUAUUUCUCUCACAGGGAGAGACAUUUUGAUAAAUAACCUCUCAUUAAAAUGCAGAGUUAAAGACUCAUUAAUGAAUUCCUGGUAUAGACAAAUGCACCACCAAGUGAUUUUUGAUCAUGAUCAACCUUGAAUAUAGAUAAAGUUAUUAAAAAUAUAAUAAUGUCUAACAUUCACAUGGAACUUUUUCAUUUUCCAAAGUAAUCUCUAGCUCUGUUAUUUAUUAUCUUUGGGACUGUAGGCAAUUCCCUGAACAUGUCUAAACUCUCCUUUCCAGACCUGGAAAUGGGGAUACCAUAUCUACAUAAAUCUUUAUGAUGAUUAUAUGAAAUAAUGUGUAAUCCUCCUAAAUGCCAUGCUUGGUACAUAGCCGGUACCCAGAAAAUAGUACCAUUCCCUCACCCCCUUGCUACUCAACACGUGGUUCAGAAUGAGCAGCAUCCACACCACCUGGAGGCUAGUUAUAAAUGCAGAACCCCAGGUCCCGCUCCUAAUUAGGACCUACCUAAUCAGAAUCCACAUUUUAACAUAAUUCACAGAUGAUCCAUAACUCACAUUAAAAUUUAAUAAAUGGGGCUCUAUAAUGCUCCAAGAUUAAGAACUUACUCAGUUAGUUAUCAGAUUUUUACUUAGUUCUACUAUGUGCUGUGCAGGUGCUGAGAAUGUAGUUGUCAACAAAACAGAACAGUCCUUAUCUUCGUGCAGGGUAUAGA
Molecule: messenger RNA, 2887 nt
Organism: Ceratotherium simum simum (southern white rhinoceros)
Lineage: Eukaryota; Metazoa; Chordata; Mammalia; Perissodactyla; Rhinocerotidae
Source: RefSeq, a predicted model, not a curated record